Molecule: messenger RNA, 989 nt
Organism: Haliotis rubra (blacklip abalone)
Lineage: Eukaryota; Metazoa; Mollusca; Gastropoda; Lepetellida; Haliotidae
Product: sodium- and chloride-dependent glycine transporter 2-like
Exons: 4
Coding region: 1-513 (170 amino acids)
Biological process (GO): sodium ion transmembrane transport
Cellular component (GO): membrane
Molecular function (GO): L-amino acid transmembrane transporter activity
Source: RefSeq, a predicted model, not a curated record
AUGUAUAUGUACGCAUUCCAGGGCGGAGUAUACGUGUUCCAGUUGGUUGAUUGGUAUUUGGGCGCUGUGGCCUGCUACGUCAUUGCUGUACUCGAGUGUGUAGCCGUUGGCUGGUGUUACGGAGCCGAGCGUUUCUCUGCUGAUGUGCAGAUGAUGAUUGGAAAACGCCUGCCUGUGAUCUACAAAGUUGUUUGUUUCAUCAUCGUCCCUGCUCUCUUGACCAUAGCUUUGGUUUUGACGCUGGCUUCAUACAAGCCUCCAAGAUACGGAGAGUACGACUACCCCACUUCGGCCAUCGUCUUCGGAUGGUUCAUUGCUCUUGUGUCCGUAGUUCCUGUUCCAGUCUACAUGGUCAUACAAAUACUCAAGAUGGAAGGAUCCCUGGCACAGCGUAUUAAAGCUUCCGUGAUGCCCGCGCAUGAGUGGCUGAGAUCAAGACGACAGCAUGGUCUGGCAGACAAACAAGAGUCGAUAUCUGCGAAGGAUAACUUCCUGUUUAUGAUCGGGCGAUAAUAACACGCACUAGACUGUAUCAGGGACAACUGUUUCGUAUCUGUGUAUGUGUAUCUGUAACCUUGCUUAGCAUUUUUAUGCUUAUUUACGAAAGGAAGACUUAGUGAUGAGUGGAUGGUCGUGAAUCUUGGCAUGUAUGUGUGACUUUAAAUUUAACUCACUCACCCACUCACGUGGCAUGUAUGUAAUUCCGAUUAGAAACUGAAUACUGUAACUGCAUAUGUGUUGCUACCUUGCUUUUGUUAGUUUUCUUAUUCAUGGAAGGGAUUAGUGAAUCGACGGACACCUGUUGUUAAACUUAGCAUUUGGUUAUUUCCGAUUAGAAGCUGCACACUGUACAUGUACAAGCGAGUCCGGUAAUUCCACGCGUCCAGUAAUUCUGCGCUGCUGCAAUAGCGUACAUCCGUAUCGAAGGUAAACAUCGUCUGCUACCACAUUUACCCUUGAAAUCGGGACAUUUCUACAAGGGACUGGCU